GAGGCCGGCCUCCCCGGGAAAUUAACAAAACCUACACUUUGCAAAGUCUCCCCCAUCCCCCUCCCCCGCGUUCUUCCCCGCGGCGCGCCUGCCCCUCCUCGCGGCUUCUGUUGUGACUCUGGCAGCCUAUCCCGAGGGUGGGGAGCUGCCGAGGAGCCAGAGCAGAGCGGUACUCCGCAGCAUCACGUGCCAGGGUGGGGGCUAUAAAAUACCCAAGCCGGGGCGCCGGGCGGGGGACGUGAGGACCAGCCCUCUCCCGGGACCCCUUUGUUCCCAGCCCAGACGCCAACACCUCUGCGCCCCCACGGGCUUGACCGCCAGUGUCUGCGCGGCUCCUGGGGUAGAGCUCAGAACACUAAGGGGAGGGGUCGCCGCGGCCGGUCGGGCCUUCCAGCCACCCACCCCCCUCGACAUGUCGCGCUCCUUCUAUGUCGACUCGCUCAUCAUCAAGGACUCCUCACGGCCCGCAUCCUCGCUGCCUGAACCGCACCCUGGGCCGGAUUUCUUCAUCCCGCUUGGCAUGCCGUCCCCAUUGGUGAUGUCCGUGUCCGGUCCCGGCUGCCCAUCCCGCAAGAGCGGCGCGUUCUGCGUGUGCCCCCUCUGCGUCACUUCGCACCUGCACUCCUCUCGGGGGUCUGUGGGUGCCAGCAGCGGGAGCGCAGGGGCCGGGGUUACCGGGGCCGGAGGCAGUGGGGUGGCUGGGGGCGCAGGGGCCCUGCCUCUGCUCAAGAGCCAGUUCUCUUCGGCUCCUGGGGACGCGCAGUUUUGCCCGCGGGUUAACCACGCGCACCAUCACCACCACCCGCCACAGCACCACCAUCACCACCAUCAGCCCCAGCAGCCUGGAUCCGCCGCGGCGGCAGCAGCAGCAGCGGCGGCGGCGGCGGCGGCGGCGGCGGCCUUGGGGCACCAGCAACACCACGCACCUGUCUGCGCCGCCACCACCUACAACGUGGCAGACCCGCGGAGAUUCCACUGCCUCACCAUGGGCUCUGACGCCAGCCAGGUACCAAAUGGCAAGAGGAUGAGGACAGCGUUCACUAGCACGCAGCUCCUGGAGCUGGAGCGAGAAUUCUCUUCCAACAUGUACCUGUCUCGACUCCGGAGGAUCGAAAUCGCCACUUACCUGAACCUGUCGGAGAAGCAGGUGAAAAUCUGGUUUCAGAACCGCCGAGUGAAGCAUAAGAAGGAGGGGAAGGGCACGCAGAGGAACAGUCACGCGGGCUGCAAGUGCGUCGGGAGCCAGGUGCACUAUGCGCGCUCCGAGGAUGAGGACUCCCUGUCGCCUGCCUCGGCCAACGAUGACAAGGAGAUUUCUCCCUUAUGAGGGAGAGGGGGGCGCCUCCCUCACAUCCCCCGCUCCUGGAAGACCCGGCAACACCAAGGCGUGGGGGCACCAGGGGCCAAAAUCCUUGCUCGUCGCAGUGGUCCCAUCUGGAGAAGAAACGAACCUGGAAGUUCUGGAAUGGACAUGCCGGGCCUAAUCUUUCCCGUCUCCUCCUUGACCUGUUUAUUCGGGGCUCCAACUCGAAGUUAUAGAUUGUUUUUAAAAAAUGUAAAUAACCUAGAAUUCAACUUACUCUUGUAACAGAGGAAAAACAGGAUUGGUUUAAGUUUAACACUGUAUGGGGUUUUUGAAAGCGCAUGUCAUUUCCUCAUCCCUACUCUCUUUCAGAACCUGAUAAGAACACGGGGUUUAUUGAUUAUUUUCUGUUGUUGUUUUCAAACAAAAACACUGAAGUUGCAAAUAAUGUAGAAAAUUAGACCCUGUAGGUCUUGCUUUCUGAAAUUUCCCCUGGGGAGAAUUUAAAAUCUAAGUCGCUGGAAGUCCUUUUGGAUGUGAAUAGUUUUAUAUAAAAAUUAUAUUUAUAUUUAUUUAAAUAAAUGAAACAAAACCAGGAUUU
Sapajus apella (tufted capuchin) is the source of this 1904-nucleotide messenger RNA. It is a transcript of the gene GSX2, whose product is annotated as GS homeobox 2. The coding region runs from base 413 to 1327 and encodes 304 amino acids. Gene Ontology annotation, cellular component: nucleus. Gene Ontology annotation, molecular function: sequence-specific double-stranded DNA binding; DNA-binding transcription factor activity, RNA polymerase II-specific. The transcript has 2 exons. Gene Ontology annotation, biological process: regulation of DNA-templated transcription. NCBI's taxonomy places the organism in Eukaryota, Metazoa, Chordata, Mammalia, Primates, Cebidae. The record is from RefSeq and is a predicted model, not a curated record.